GUCAGGAGAUCAAAUAUUAUCUAUCGCGCUGGCUUUCAGAUGUGGAGAAUCAACUGUUCGGAAAAUUAUUCAUGAAACUUGUCCAGUCAUAGUACAAGUGUUGCAACCGAUCUAUCUCCGUUUACCAACCGAAGAAGAAUGGAAAAAUAUUUGCGCUGGUUAUCUAGAAAAUUGGAAUUUCCCUCACUGUGUUGGGUCGUUUGAUGGAAAACAUGUGGUGAUACAAGCUCCUCCAAACUCCGGGAGCUUAUUCUUCAAUUACAAAAAGACAUACAGCAUUGUACUGAUGGCUGCGUGUGACCAUAACUAUAUGUUUACACUAGUCGACGUAGGCUCCUAUGGUGGAAAUAGCGAUGGUGGUAUUUUCACCUCUUCUGACAUUCAUUCAGCACUGGAAGAGGAAACCUUGAACCUUCCCAAAGGAACUGCAAAUCUUCCUGGAAGUAACGUUAAAUUACCAUGCUUUUUUCUUGGGGACAGUGGUUUCCCAAUUAGCACUACCAUGAUGCGACCUUAUUCCGGAAAACUACUUGAUGAAAGAAAAAAAAUCUUUAAUUACAGAUUAUCUAGAGCAAGGCGCACGAUCGAAAAUACUUUUGGUAUUUUAUCUUCACGGUGGAGGAUCUAUCGGAAGCCUAUUACAAUGAAUCCAAAAUAUGUUGAUAGCAUUAUCAUGGCGACUGUAUGUCUGCAUAAUUUUAUAAAGUCUGAAGAAGAUCGUGUGCAAAUGAAUGAUAGAAUAUAUUGUCCUCCAAAUUUUGUGGACUCAGAGGAUACUGCAGGCAACAUCAUCCCUGGGGAAUGGCGACGAUAUACUGAUAACGCACUCACAAACAUACCAGCCACUUCAGCGCAUCAUGCAACUACAAUUGCAUAUAAACAAAGAGAAAAGUUAGCCGAUUAUUUUUUGUCUCCCCUUGGUGAAGUUCCUUGGCAAUACGAGUAUGUCCAAAGAGGGCAGCAUUGCGAUAAUUUCUAAUAUAAGCAUUAAUAUACGUCUACAUUUGACAGAGCUAUAACUUUCUUUUAUUAAAAAAGGUUACAAUAAAAACAAAAAGUGAUCUAUAUUUCAACAAAAUAAUCAACUGAGAACUAAAAAGAAACUUCAGGCUAAGACUAGCGAGUAACACAGCGUUUUAUUACAACUUGUAUAGUUAAAGUAAUAUGCAUUUAUGUUAUUUUGUAACGCAUUAUGUUGACUAUCUUAUAACAAUUGCAUUGUAUCGUUUAAUACAAAAUAAAAAAUCUGAGAAUCAAGAACAAAAAA
Molecule: messenger RNA, 1267 nt
Organism: Wasmannia auropunctata (little fire ant)
Lineage: Eukaryota; Metazoa; Arthropoda; Insecta; Hymenoptera; Formicidae
Exons: 2
Coding region: 287-979 (230 amino acids)
Source: RefSeq, a predicted model, not a curated record